Messenger RNA from Porites evermanni, 10705 nucleotides. NCBI's taxonomy places the organism in Eukaryota, Metazoa, Cnidaria, Anthozoa, Scleractinia, Poritidae. The record is from the annotation of a GenBank genome assembly.
AUGCGCACUGAUGGUGGAGGAUGGACCGUGUUCCAGAGAAGACAAGAUGGCUCGGUGGACUUCUAUCGCGGCUGGAACGAUUACAAAUCGGGCUUUGGUCAGCUGACGGCUGAGUUCUGGUUAGGAAACGACAAGAUCCACAGACUGACGGCCUCUAGACCCAGUUCUUUACGAGUGGAGCUAGAGGACUGGAACGGAGUAAGAGUGUACGCAAAAUAUGGGAAGUUUAACAUUGGCGAUGAGCAGGCGAAGUAUCGACUUGAAGUGGGUUCAUAUUCAGGGACGGCGGGAGAUACGUUUUCAACGUAUCAUAAUAACAUGGCGUUUACUACAAAAGACAGAGAUAAUGACAGAGAUACCAGUAAUAACUGUGCUGUGUCAUGGACUGGUGCCUGGUGGUAUUAUAAUUGUCACAAGACCAAUCUAAACGGACGAUACUUGGGAGACCUGGGACAAACAAGGAAUUGGCAAGGAGUUGUUUGGGAUGGUUUCCGUUAUGGCAUCUCUCUUAAAUUCACUGAGAUGAAACUGAGGCCUUCAUAAUAUGCAGAGUGUUAUUUUAACUCAGGGGUGUGGAUGUAGUGUUUCUAGACAAUUAAGUCACCCGAGCAAGAAAGACGUUUUAGUGUUAAGUGAUCAUAAACUGAUUAUGAACUGCAAAAUCAGCCCUAUUAGGACUGGGCUUUUUUUUUCUUCCUGCGACGCGCGGGAAGCGGGGGGGGUGGGGGGGAGUGGUGAGGUCGGAGAGACCUCCGGAAGCCCCCUCUCUAACUUCAAAACUCGUGAUACGGCCGCCGAAAUUACACUUCCAACAUCUAUGUUAGACUGCAAAACAGUUGUUGUUUUUUUUUUCCUCAAAAUCGGUUUAGCGUAGCUAAGGAGUCUCACACGCGCGAGCCUCAGCCUCGAUCCAGACCUUCUGUUUGACUGCACGCGCGUACUUGAAUACGCAAAAAUACGGACUGUUUUUAUGGUCCAGUCAAAUUGUGGUUUAGCAUCAAAGUAAUUGCAACAGAAUUUUUUUCAACGCCAUUUAAUUAGUGGAUGGCUAUUAAACAUUAUACUAAAUAUCCGCCAAAAUCGGUUCGGUGAAAUAUGAGAAAAAUUGGCAAUAAAGAUUUUCAACUUCCACCACAGGACACCCAAUUUUUGGAAGAUCACAAAUUUAGACAAAACAUCUGAUAAUAGUGUCCUUUUUUCUCAAGAGUUUUCGAUAGAAAAUCUCUAAUGUAUUUUGGGUAGUUUUGUUUUAAAACACGCCGUCUAAAUGUGUGAGAAACACGUGGGUCAGUGUUUCGUCUUGAGAUCUUUACACAGGUUACCCAGCCACUCGUCUGUAUUCACAUUCUGUUUUCCAACCUUUUUUUUUUUAUAACGGUAUUUAAAAUGGAAAUUAUUAGUCUGUUUUAACAUGGUUAAAAAUCUUAUUAGUAAUUUUUUUUUUUUGCGCGAUGUCAGAAAUGCAGGAAGUAUUUUAGCAGUUUUACAGGCUUGUAAUUUUGUUAUGUCCUGCAGCAUGGAUGCAAAUUUAGUAGCUGUCUGAUGGUGAAAAAUUUGAUUUGAUAUUUUGUUCACCUUCAGUCAGCUACUAAAUUUGAAUUCACGCUGCAAGAUACGUGGGACUAAAUUUUUUCAACGGACUAUAGCUUUGUAACAGUACAAAACGUUUAACCUAUUCCCAUUUCCUGUAAUCGAGUUUUGUGAGGUAAAUAUGUUCUAGCCUUGGACAAUAAGACUUUUUUGUGUGAUCGAACUAGGGAUUCUUUAUUUUUCUCGCGACAUGUGCAACCUCCUUUAGGGUUAUUACUCUGUACUUUAUAAUGUGAGUGAAUAAAUAUUCCGCUAAGGACUCCGUCUGUUUGGUUUUUGCUAGAUCGCAACGCUCUGCGCUUUUCAUUACACCUGGCCGAAUUUGUAGUACUGAGGGAAAUUCAGAAAACCAAGCGCAGUGUGAUGGUUCUUUUUUUUAAUCUUCUCCUUGUAGCGAGUCUCAGAUUUAGUUUAGUGUAUCUGUUUGUUCAGUUUGUAUUUUCUGCGUCUAAGGCGUUCAUAUUCUCUCACCUUGACCUUAAACCUUUACCAGUUUUUUCUCGUCUAUUGGCAAAUGAAGACCUGUUUUUCUAUAAAGAACAUGGGAUCCUGUACCUCUGAAAAUAAUUGCAGUGGCCAAUAAAGGCGCGAAAGUACUCAGGACAACAUUAAAAGUACAAAAUUAAUGAGCUUGGCUGACUUAGCUUCUGAUGGCUCACAUCUUUUUGCGGAAGUGAAACUUGUAUAUUUGAGGAUGACGGUACGUUACGAAAAUUAAUGUAUAGGUAAUCGUAAAAGCCAAAGCAUUAUCUUGCUGGAUUUUUGAGAACGUACCAAACGAACAUUACAGUCUUUUGACUGAGAAAAAGACCAAAAGACGAAGGCAAAAUGAGCCCGAAAAUCCUCCUAGAAAAGAACAAGGAGAGGGAAAAUAGAAAGAGCGAAGAGAAAGAAAGGAGAAGAAGGACAAAAAAAGCCAUGGCUGCAAUGCUAGUUUUUAUGUUGACUUCUGUUUGAGGGGAGAGCUCUAUUUUGGCUUUAACGUUAUUCAAAAAUCCAGCUCUGAUAUUUAUUUUUCUUACCCUUAUGCCUAACAGAAAUCUGAUAUAAAAAGGAUAUAGCUUAAAAGCUAAUGAUUAAGUAAUGGCUUUCAUUUUUCAGAUUGAAAGCCUUAUGACUAAAUUUGUUGUAGUUUUACAGGCACCAGUUCACCCUAUUACUCUGUAAGCCUCCUGUUAUUUUGGGGUUCCUUGAGCGAAGCAUGGGCUUCCUGUGCAAAAGCCAACCGUGUUACAUAUUUAUCCUUCUUGAAAAAAAGAAACACGUCGUUUUUAUCACCGGAAACUAGGCAGCAGUUGUUCUUUCUUCUUUCACUCUUCCAUGCCACAAAAGUAACAAAAACAUUUUGUGCAUUUUUCGUUUCAACGUAUAAUUUCAUCUAACGUGGGUAUCCUUUGUUUAAAGCUCAAAAUGUUUAAUGCUUAAUUUUGACACGUUCCACCGAAUGGAUUUUGGCGGAUUUUUAGUACGUUGCUAGAUAGGCCACCCUUACUUAAAAGGCGUUGAAAACAAUUCUGUUGCAAUUAGUUUAAUGUUGAGCCUCAAAAAUGCCUUGAUUGACUAAACUACUGAAGUGGAGUGGUUAAGUGGAAGCUAAGUUGGAGCACUAGUUGAGUUGAAACAGUUGAAUGAAAACGUAUGAUCUAAAGGAUUAAUAAACUACACUAAGAUGUGAUUAUAGACUCCUGGUACAUCUUUACUUAGGUAGCGGGUUACUCGUACACCCCCAACAACUUGUCGAAACGUGACGAACUCUGCCAUCCGAAAGAGGAAGGUGAAAAUGAUAUAAUAAAUGACGCAAACUAGGGAAAGGUAUUUUGUAUUGUAUUACUGGGCUUGGUUUUUAAAUACGUAAGAACGCUUCCUGAAGGUAAAUACAAAUUAGAACAUUGAUCUUUUUACAACAUCCGGGAAAAGUUUGGUUUGAUGCAAAAAAUCACUGUGAGCAUACCUCACUGGAUACGACUACAGUUUCAAAUGAUUUUCAAUUCCACGAGCACAAAACUUGCCCACCACCCCCACCCGCAACCCAACAAUUUUACCCUAAAAGAGAACUUUGUACAGUGUUUACAUGGUAUAAUCUGAUCCACUCAAGAUAAUGCCCGGAAAUUAAUUAAUGUGAUGAACUCUGCCCUCUGUACAUAAAUGGGAAGUGAGAAAAUGAUAUACUAAACGACGCAAAAGCGUACGUCCCAACAAAACACUCUAAGGUACCAUUUUUUAGGUGCUCAUAAGAUCAUGAAGACUAGCUGUGAAACUGGCUUAGAAAUGAUGACUCCAAAGCAACGCUUUCCUUCGUUUGCUCAUACCAUCUCAGCAUUAGGUAUUGUUCUGUACUGCGUUGGGUUUUUUUUAUUCAACUCUUAAAAGAGUUGAAUUAGAGUUCAAGAAGAGGCUAUACUCGCUAGAAAACGUAGCGAAGAGUAGUGACCCACCAUCCAGCGGUCCAAAUGCCAAGGUUAUGAAGAAUUCUCGCUGUAUGUAUUUCUCGCAUUAUCUUGACACAGUUGGUUUUUUUUUUGGUUUUUUUUGUUUUUUUUUUGUUUAUGCAGUCUAAAGGGUCAGUCUUCCAAUCCUUCCCCUGAAGCCGUUGAAAGAAUUGUUAAAUGCUUUCCCAAGGCAAAGAAUACCAGUACCGGAUCCAGACCUUGAGAUAGGAGAUAACGGGGUGGGCGGGGGGGGCAGCGGUCAUCCAGACCCUUAGAUAAGCGGGGAACGGUCUCCAAAAAUUUUUUUUUUCGGCCCUUCGGGCCUCAGUUUGGUCUAAGAAUAAGGGGUCCCCCUCCCCUGGAUCGGUCACUGAAUAACAAAAGGAGAGAGUUAAGCCAUUUCCUUUAAACAGCAGCAGGAUAUAUUACCGUCUCAGUCCUUUCAUACAACACAUACUUUGCCUCAGAUAAAGGCAAGAAAUAUUCUAUCGCACUUACAGUAAAGCAUACAGUCUAUUAAGAAGAACUAAUUGGAUUAGACUAACUAACAUGAUGCACAACGUAAUUAAUGUUUUCGGGGAGAUUAAUUGCUUUGAUUGGCGUAGAAAGAUGGAUGAUAUCAUAUGAACCGGCCACAAAUGCAUUUUCUUGCUAACAAGACAAGCAACAACAAUAACCAGGCACAAUAUGUUUGGGAGAAAAUCAUUCAAAGUCAAAAAUUCCUUCAAAGAGCAUUGUGAUUUUUUUAGGAAAAUCAUACCAAGUACUAGUCAGUGACAAUAAAUACUCUUCACAGUAGUCAAAGACAUGCUUCAUAACGGUCAUUUACCAAUCUUUGUGCAAAUCAAUUUUUUUUUCUGCCGACGUUGCUACCUUAAAAUUUCAAAACUUGCUACGUGAUUUGUUUGUUUGGUUUUUUAUGUAUAAACGUUAGAGGGGAGAGGAGCAUAAUAGGAAGGAGGGAGAAAUGGCCCAAAACAGUAGGAAGGAGGGAGAAAUGAAAUGUUGGGAGUAGCUAGAUAUCGAUUAGAAGGUAAUUUUAUGCCUUUUUUUAACCUGCGUGAUGACAAGGGAUGGGGGAACGGGAAAUUUGACGUACACUGUGAUCCCCUUGGGUCUCCUGGGACUCCCUUUGUCGGACGUAACCGAAUGGAAUCAAACUUUGAAACUUCUCAGGUUACCAGGUUUAAAAAUUGGCGACGAGCAACACACGACUCCUGCACUUGGUCGUAAAGGAAGUUAGUGACCUUUAGAACUUCGCUUUAACUAAUAGGUCCUUUAGGGAUUUUCCCUUGCGAUAUGAUAUGAGGGAGGCUCCUAAAAGAUUUCUCUUAGCCGUUGUUGGUUUUGUAUAAGGUGCCAUUUCCCCAUUAGUACUUUUUUCAGGCUAGGUAAAGCCGGGUGGUAUUGUGUAAGAAGAGGUUUCUUACGUGCGUAUUUGUUUCUCUGUUGAAGGGUGUUUUCCUGUCGGCGAAUUUUACCUCAGAGCGGUGCUUUCUGACAAUUAUAGCGACAGGGUAGCGUCUUUCUAUCAGGCGAGUUUCGAAAUAUUUGAUAUUUUGCUCAAAAUUGGUUUGACAAGAAUCAGUCCUUAGAAGCCUAAGCGCUUCUCCUUUAAAUGAAACCUUUCUUCCCCGGGGGGGAGGGGGGUACUAGACCAAUAUUUGGGUAUAGGUGAGCCGCUAAGGGUUUAUAACCCUGUUUAGGACAAAAAAAAUUCCUAAAAUACAUACCCUGUUUAGGACAACACCCUCAAUCUUAGUACACUGUUUAGGACAACUCCCGACUAAGACGAAAUCAAUUGUGCAUGAAACACCCUGUUUAUGACUAGAACAGACUCGCACAAAUCAUGCACACUGUUUAGGAAAGACUCGUGCGAAAUUGUAUACCCUGUUUAGGACAGAGAGAACUAAACCCAUACCCUGUCCAGCGGCACAUCCCCGUAUAGCCCAUAUAAGGGAUUGCCCCGCCACCCCAGGGCUUUUUUCACGCCUGGUAGGUGACGCGAGUAGAAGUUCGUGUACUGAAAGGUUUGUGUUGGCUCAGUGUAACAGUGUGUUUGCACGUCUACCUUGUUGAAUCUAAUCCCUUUCUACAUUUUUGUGUCCGAGAAAGUGAUCUCUGUUUCCGACAUCUCGGCCGUGAAUUUUAUAGUAGAGUGAAAGUCAUUUGCCUUUUCCACAAAGCUCUCUAUUUUGUCUGGAAAUUUCCCAUAGGGAAAACACAUCAGUCGUCGAUAUAUCUUUUCCAAAACAGCGGUUCAAUCGGUUCAGUACAACUCUGUCUCAAUAUUUGGUUUUCUAUUCUGGCAAUAUAGAUUUUAGCAAAAGUAACGGCUGUCUUUUUCCCCAUGGCUGUUCCAUGGGUCUGUAGAUACUUGCUAACGUAAUAUUGGAAAGAGUUUUCUGUUAAAAUAAGAUAUAGUAUUUUUCUUAGAUAGGGGCUUUCUCUCCAUGAAAAUCGUUGUAUACUUGACAUGCUGUGGUUACUCGCCCUCUUUUGAUGGUAUGUUGGCGUAGAGGCAAAGCACUGGAGGUCAGAUCGAGAACUUCCUUUACGACUAAGCCACAGACACCGGUUUCCACCGUUUUACGGAAAUCGGUCAGAUUUUCCUAAUGAACAACCUCAACUUUCCAAGUUGAAAUCCGAAAAAUGGUUUGGACUCGCCUUGCUCCAUAUCCACUACAACAUGGAAAUUAACCAUGGUGAAAUAAUCCGCUGAUUUCAAAGCCUUCAUCCUAGUAGAAUAGAACUGGACAAUAUCUAAAUGUCUAAAUGACUCAGAAAUUCAGGUUAGCGGAAUUAAAAUAAAAAAAUUGGGGGAGAGCAUGUCCCCAGGCCCCCUUAGAGGCUUGCGCCUUCCGGCACUCGUUUAGGAAAUCGGUCAGUAUGUAUCCUGGAUCAGCACCUGUAAGUGCAGCAGCCGUGUGUUGACCGCCGCCAACUUUUACACCAACUAAAGGGAAGAGGGAAAAAUUAGCUAAAAAGUAAGAAGGAGGGAGAUGUAUUCUACUGUACCUUCCCUUCUUAAAAGUUUUAGUUUUUGUUCUUUAAAACAGUUGCUAACAUUGGUCAUCGGCCUUCCAGUGUUACUCACAAAUAUGGGCCAAAAUUAAUUAAAGGAUACACUUAAGUCUAACCCCGAGGUAGCUCAAACUUACUAUGCAAAACGUUGUCAAGUGAAGGGUGUUCAAAAAGUUGUUAAAUUAAUGUUCAAGAAAAUCACAUAACUUGUAGUUUUCUAUGAAAUCGUUGACUUUUUCGUGCUUUAUGUGUGUACUAAGAAACCUUGAUUUCCGCGGUUUGGAGACAACCGCAAAAAGUUGCUCCAAACGCCAUACGUUGGUGACAGUUGUCGAGCACAGUCGGGACAGGCCACCUGCCAACUGCUUACCUUGUAAUAUGCAUGAUACCUUUUGUAGGACGACCAUAAGGUUUGUAUAUUCACGAACUGACGUUUGAGUCACUUUAUGUCAGUGCUUUCCAGAACGUUGUGCAAGUUCUUCCGUCCUUCCUUUUUUUCUUCGCAAAGGUUUCCUUUAUUUUCUCGAAUUUCUUGUGUCUGGAGUCAUACUCAGUUGAGUGAAGUAAAAGCAUUAAUAACAAAACAGCAAAGACGACUUGAGAUUCCAUUAUUUCGCACGUACAAGCCGUCCUUCUUCAGGGGAUUUAAUGAAGAACCGCAAAGUCGUUACAAUUCAAAUAGCAUGGACGAUUUGCAGCUGGUCAGCCAGGAGUUGUGGAGGACAGUCUAUAUUUCAAUAUAUGAGAAAGUCUCUACAGACUCUGCAUAAUGUUAAUUUGAAAAUUGUAAAAUCGACGCCGUUCAAAAGAGUGUUAACCGACGUUUCGGCAAUGCUGCCUUCUUCACUUCAUAUAUGCAUUCCUUUUGUAGUAAUGUAUGCUGCAGAACUUAACAAUUUUUAAAACUUAUCUAAAGUAGUUUCGAUCAAGUUAUUACUUGACUAAUUAUUGUAACUGUUGUUGAGUUAAAGAUUAAGCUCGGUUAGACAUUAGUGACGCGUAAGAUCAAAUUGCUAUAUUGUACCUCGUGCGUUGUUGCUUGAUAGAGUUAAUGCGAAAGAUCUAUCUGCGAAGUUAACUGCGUUCAUUUGAAUAUCUAUUCAGGCGUACAGAGAGGACAAUCGGUAAGCGUAUUUUUCUCUGCCCUUGUUGCUUUCGUUUCAAUAUUUGAUCGAUUAUUGUUAGGUUUUUUGUGCGCUCGUCUUUUCUUGUUUUGUUAUGUAAUAAUUAUUGCUUUAGCUUAGCUCCGUUUCAUGUCGCUUAGACAAGGUUUUCUUGUUUGUAUUUUAGUUUGACGUGUUUGACAUCAGAUUAAAUCGCAUUGGAAUCACAGUUGUUCGUGUCUGGUGUUGAAAUUCAGUACAUCGUUGUCCUCGUGAGACCUUUGACUUGCGACAUUCCUACGCUGUUAAACGCCUGCAUUUACAAUUAUAAUUCAAAUUCCAAAAACGCGCCAUUCCCAACUUAAACAAAUUCAGCACUAAUCUUCCUAUUUUUUCUUAUUUUGCUGACAGACUUUUACACCUAUGAUCAAGAAAGAGUUAGGCGUCAAGCGAAUUUGGCCAACGACACAAAGAGCGCUACAGUCACAGCGGUUACUCUCAGUAAAAUCAACAAACUGCUGACAGAGGCGGGAGUGCAGCUCUGUCAAUCAAAGGGUGACUCUUUCAGUCAGGCCCCCCAGGUCCUCCAGGUCCAUCAGGACCGAGGGGAGAGAAAGGAGACCGAGGAAGAAGACGAAAGAAAGGAGAUAGAGGGAUUAUGGGAUUCCCAGGAAAAAGCGGCAAGCAAGGCAAAAUAGGAACUGUAGGGCCAAAAGGCCACGCUGGACAAAAAGGACAAAAGGGAGGCACGGGGUUCACCGGCGUGCCAGGAGCCAAAGGGGAUAGAGGCAUUAUAGGACCACCAGGAAACAGCAUCAAAGGACCUGUGGGACCAAAAGGCGAUGUUGGACCAAAAGGACAAAAAGGAGACACAGGUUUCACCGGCGUGCCAGGAGCCAAAGGAGAUAGAGGCAUUAUGGGACCACCAGGAAAGAGCAUCAUAGGACCUGUAGGACCAAAAGACGAUGUUGGACCAAAAGGACAAAAAGGAGACACAGGUUUCACCGGCGUGCCAGGAGCCAAAGGAGAUAGAGGCAUUAUAGGACCACCAGGAAAGAGCAUCAUGGGACCUGUAGGAUCAAAGGGUAAUGCUGGACCCAAAGGGCAAAAAGGAGACACAGGACCCACCGGUGUGCCAGGAGUCAAAGGAGAUAGAGGUAUUACAGGACCACCAGGAAAGAGUGGCACAAAAGGCAUCAGGGGACUUAUAGGGCCAAAAGGCGACAUUGGAGUCAAAGGACAAAAAGGAGAGAAAGGGUCUGCUGGCAUGCCUGGAGCUAAAGGAAAAUCUGGUCAAACUACCACCGUUGUUGUACCUUGGGGUAAGUGAUAAUCUAAUUCUGUGCUAAUUUGCUCUACCAUUAGUAUAUGUCCAAUUUGGAAAUAUAUAAUUGGAUGAAAAAAAUACCGAGGACAGCCAAAAUUGGACGAGGCCGUAGGCCGAGUCCAAUUUGGCCGUCAGAGGAAUUUUUUGAAUUCAAUUAUUUCAAAAUUGGACAAGCAUGUAGUCCUUUUACUAAUUAAGCGAAGUAUUGUACACUUGAACGGUUUGUAGUUGAAAAAAAAUCACAUUGCAAGAUCUAAAAAAGUGUCAACUUAUUCUUUACAAGUAAACAAACGUAUAACUAGAAUUGCUCUUUCAUACGUUGGCAUUAAUUUGUAGUUAAGUAUAAAUUUCAAAAAGCUCCUUCAAUGAUACUGUGUUACAUGUGAAAACCGCAAUUCAUUCUUCGCGUACAAAGAAGACAAAGCAACAAUGCAAAUGCUCAAUUUAAACACGAAAGCUAUUAAAGGUUAACACUUCAUUCAUUACCUCAAACGAUUUCCACAGACUUUGUCCUUUUGUUGGGUAAUGCCUACAUCUAAUCACAACAAUCGGUGUUUUCUUAUUCUUGUCCAAAGUUUCAGUGCUUGUACAUUUUCGAGAAUCGUUGAUUGUUUCCAAAACUUUUGUCAGUUUAAUUUGGCCUUACAUUUUCCUUUUACAUGGCCCAGACAAGAAGCUAAAACAAAACAGCAGCAAAACAAAACAACAUUCACAGCAACAAGGAGCCACAAGUGUACGCCGACGAACCGCCAUAGGGACUUGUCAUAGGGACUUUUCUCUGAUUGGCUAGUUUGCAUUGCAUAUUGUAUUUCUAGCAUUUGAUUGACUCAGACCAGCUAUCAUAUAUUUUUCUUAAAUUGGACAGUUUGCCUAUAUGUAGUAGAACGUCCUAUCUGAAACUAUCCAAAUUAAUCCUUAAUUGGACAGUUAAUUAUCGGAUUAACUUACAGCUAAUAUAUAGUUAAACAAGAAAACACAAAACCAUGUUCAUAGAGUAUUAUGAAUGUGCCGCGGGCAACCAGCGCUUGGAGAGUAACCAGGUGAAAAGAGAAAAAAAGACACAACAUCAUGCACAACCCGAAAAUCAAAUAAUAGCUAUAAUCGACAGAAAUAAAUCAAAUAUUUACUUAACUUAUAACAAGAACCAAUCCUAUUCCGUUGAACGCUUGACUGCAACGAACCAGACUUACGAGAAAAUCGAGAGGAAAACGAGGGCUCGAAGAGGCGCGUAG